AUGUCCCACGUCCGAGGCACGAUGCUCUACGCGUCUCCCGCGCCCGAGACCGAUCGCGAGCGUCUGAUACGGGAGAACGACCUCGUCGUCGUCGUCGAGGGAUUCAACGCCGCCGUCGCCCAACGCAUUCGCAUCGGCGAAACCUUCGUCUCACGGCACGGACGGUUCCCGCACGCCGCGCUCGUGGGCGUCGCGUUCGGAACAAAGAUACGAGCGAGCGAUGGACGCGGGUUCGUGCACGUGUGCGCGCCGACGCCCGAGUUAUGGACGAAGGUGCUCGCGCACCGAACGCAGAUUCUCUACGCGCCGGACAUCGCGCUGGUGAGCGCCGAGAUGGAAUUGAGACCUGGAUCGACGGUUUUAGAGAGUGGAACGGGGUCGGGAUCGUUGACGCACGCGUUGGCGCGGUGUGUCGCUCCGACGGGGAAGGUGUGGACGUUUGAGUUUAAUGAGACACGAGUAAAGGCGGCGGAGGAGGAGUUUAGAGCGAACGGAAUUGACGAAGUGACGACGGUGACGCACCGGGACAUCGAGCGGGAUGGAUUCCCGGAAGAGUUAGCCUCGACUGCGGACGCGGUGUUUUUAGAUUUACCAGGUCCGCAAAAGUGCGUGGCAAGCGUAGCGCGGUCGUUGCGCCCGAACGGGGUUUUGUGCACGUUUUCGCCGUGCAUCGAGCAGGUGCACAAGACGAUAGUGGAGAUGAAGAAGCACGGAUUCGCCGACAUCAAGACGGUGGAGCUCUUAGGGCGACACUACGACGUCGAGGGGAGGUGUUUACAGACGGAUUUAUCGGCGCCGCUCAGUAAGGAGACCAAGGGCGGGUGGCGGAAAGAUCAAAAGCGUCCGCGUGACGGGGCGACGGAGGACUCGGCGAGCACGUUGACGGAAACCGUCGUCGCGCACCCGCAGCAACGUUUGCAGUCGCACACGGCCUACCUCACCUUCGCCAGACUCAUCCCUGCACCCGAGAACUGGACGGAGACGCUCGCUGAGCGCGCGAAAACGUCCGAAUCGGGUAACGAGGAAGUCCUCAAGCGCGCGGCGGAGUUCUUGGCAAAGCGCCGAGGCACCAAGAAACGGUACAGACCGCAGAGCGACGCCCCAAAACAGCCGAGCAAACACGUCAUAUCGAACCCGGACGAUUACUCCGACUAA
Messenger RNA from Ostreococcus tauri, 1155 nucleotides. RefSeq names its product tRNA (adenine(58)-N(1))-methyltransferase catalytic subunit GCD14, eukaryote. The transcript has a single exon. The coding region runs from base 1 to 1155 and encodes 384 amino acids. Gene Ontology annotation, cellular component: tRNA (m1A) methyltransferase complex; nucleus. Gene Ontology annotation, biological process: tRNA methylation. NCBI's taxonomy places the organism in Eukaryota, Viridiplantae, Chlorophyta, Mamiellophyceae, Mamiellales, Bathycoccaceae. The record is from RefSeq and is a predicted model, not a curated record.